AUGCAGCCCAGCGUAGCAGACCGUCUCGCCGCCCCGACUUCCGCGCUCCUCGAUCUGCCUCAACCUGUCUGGGCUAUCGAACGUCAAGUACGCCGUGGGAUCGCGCGCCUUGAGGAGUAUGCACUCCUGAAGCCUCUCUCCUUCGUCCUGUCUGUCGUCCUGCGCCUGAUCGACUAUCUUUUUCUGCUCGCCGUUUUGCCGUACUGCGUGUACAAGCUUUGGAGGCUCACCGAGUUUGACUUCGCCCUCGCCGUCUUCUCGUCCGCCGUCACGACCUUCUGCCCUUCGAUUCGCAAGCUGAGUGCCACUCAACUCGGCGAGCGCCUUUUCGGACCACUCUUCGUCGAGCAGGGACGCCUUGACUCGGCCAUCUCGAAGGUCCUCUCGUCGCUCGACUGCUACACGCGCAAGGACCGCAAGCUCGAGCAGCACAAGCACCUUCGGUUUGUCGAGCUUCAAACGAACUACAGCGCCGAUGCCCAUGACGACGUGCUCGGCAAUAUGGAAGAUUUCGCCGCUGCAGUGUCGGCAGUCAGCGCGCUUUCUCACGAGCGGCAGUCGCAGAUGGCCUCGACCCUCCGCUUCGAAGCUGAAUCCGAGCGCGCUCCUAUGAUGAAUGGGGCGCAGGCAGAGGAGCGCGAUUACAGCUUUCGUUUGCGGAUGCUCCUGUUCCAGGCGAUGAUCUGUCUGUACGACGCAGCCCGACUCAGGAUAGAGCAGACCAAACUCUGCCGCCAGAUCGAGUAUCUGAGCCUCAAACUUGGCUACGUGAUUCACCGAAUCCUGGCCUUCGGCGCGACUCACCCACCCAGCGUCAACCUCUUUAACCAGUAUCUCCUCGCCGAACAUGGUCAACGCUUCAACGCCGCCAUCUACGCCGACCGGGACGACGAGUGUGCCGACGGCUCCACCGAUUACACCGCAAAGAUGACUGACAUGGCGUUGGACAGCCUCACCGCGAUCGCUUCCGUACCCCCGACGCAGCCUUGGUGGCACCCCUCGCUUGCGUCGUUCUGCGGAGGGUAUAUGGCGCUCCACAAAGCCCAGCUGGAUGUCAUCAAGGCCGAGGAGGCGCUCUUUAACUCGAUCCUCGCCGCCAUUCUCACUCGCAAGGAUUUCAAGCGGACGAUGACCGAAUGGAAGAGCGCGCGCAGCUCGUAG
This is a messenger RNA of Rhodotorula toruloides NP11, 1161 nucleotides long. RefSeq lists its product as uncharacterized. Lineage: Eukaryota; Fungi; Basidiomycota; Microbotryomycetes; Sporidiobolales; Sporidiobolaceae. Bases 1 to 1161 code for a protein of 386 amino acids. The record is from RefSeq and is a predicted model, not a curated record. The transcript is spliced from 3 exons.